Molecule: messenger RNA, 2986 nt
Organism: Gigantopelta aegis
Lineage: Eukaryota; Metazoa; Mollusca; Gastropoda; Neomphalida; Peltospiridae
Product: 7-dehydrocholesterol reductase-like
Exons: 3
Coding region: 279-1760 (493 amino acids)
Biological process (GO): brassinosteroid biosynthetic process; sterol biosynthetic process
Cellular component (GO): endoplasmic reticulum membrane
Molecular function (GO): oxidoreductase activity, acting on the CH-CH group of donors, NAD or NADP as acceptor
Source: RefSeq, a predicted model, not a curated record
CCCAUACAAGUGCUAUAAUUGGACGGCGGCGUGUGUUUUCCCAUUUAAACAGAUGCCCGAAGCCUAGUCGGCGAAUAACGUCUGUGACUUCGCUCCAACAUCUGCCUCUAUCGUUCGCCAGUUUUCGCUGUCAGUCGGCAUAAAGCUGGGAAGCGACCCGGCGUGUUGUAACAGCGGGCGCAAACUUUGAUGCUGACAGAAUCAGUUCUAGGAUAUCUUGGAUUUCGGUUUCCGCGACCUAGAACACGUUCAGCCCGUCCCUUCAUUACACAUGCCUCAUGGCUGACCAGACCACACCAGCGUAUGAUAUGAACGAAUACACAACGAAGGCCACACAACGAUUAGCACCCAUGGGUAGUCCAAACACAGCUGACCCAGCCAAGAGCGCUAAUGGUGCUACGCUUGCCAACGGCAUCUUGGGCUAUGAGAAGCUGACCCAAAACAAACACACUAGUGAGCUGAAGCGCUUCUUCCACAACACACUGGUGCCCAUGUUUCUGAUUCUGACGACACCCAAUCUGGUCAUCAUCAUGUGGUACACAGCCGUGCACUGUGACGGGAGCUUCGCUCAAAUGACGAGGACAUUUCAGAAUCGUUCUGUGUACGCGGGCCUUUGUGACAUUUGGGGUUUAGUCAACACGGGCAGCUUCACCAUCAGCAUGAUUAUCGUGGGAUACUGCGUCUACGCUCUGGCGAUGAUGAAACUUCUACCAGGGAAGCAAGUCACAGGACCACUGACUCCAAAGGGUAACACCCCGAUAUACACGGACAACGGAUUUUUGUAUUUUCUUGUCACAGUUGGCCUGUUCUGGGUCGGCACGUUAUUGCUGAGACCAUUAGGUUUAAGUCCAUCAAUAGUGUACGACAGAUUCGACGAGGUUCUGUCCAGCCUGAACAUCUUCAGCCUGUUGUUUUGUUUAUUUCUCUACUUCAAGGGACUCCUGGCUCCUUCAUCCACAGACUCUGGCACGACCGGCAACGUGCUAUUUGAUUAUUACUGGGGCACGGAACUCUAUCCCAAGGUGUGGGGAUUUGACUUGAAGGUCUUCACGAACUGUCGGUUUGGCAUGAUGGUCUGGGCACUGCUUGUGUGUGUGUUCGCUCUGAAGAGCUACGAGCUACACGGGUUCGUCGACAGCAUGUUCGUCGUCGCAGUCCUCCAGCUUACCUACCUCACCAAGUUUUUCUGGUGGGAGUCCGGGUAUAUGCGCACCAUCGACAUUAUGCUGGACAGGGCUGGCUAUUACAUCUGCUGGGGGUGUCUGGUGUUCGUGCCGGGCAUGUAUGCCUCUGUGAGUCUCUACAUGGUGAAGCACCCAGUCCAUCUCGGUCCCUUCUGGACCUUAGUGAUUCUUUCGUUGGGACUUCUGUCCAUCUACAUCAACUACCAAGCAGACGCCCAGAAGCAGAUCGCCAGAUACGCAAAUGGAGACUGCGUCAUCUGGGGCAAGAAAGCCGAGAUCAUCAGAGCCAAAUACCAGCUGGAAAAUGGUGACGUCAAAGAAAGCAUCCUUCUCACUUCCGGUUUCUGGGGUCUCGCGCGCCACUUCCAUUACUUGCCGGAACUGAUGCUCGCGUUCUGUUGGUCGGUGCCGGCGCUGUUCGAGAACGUGAUGCCUUAUUCCUAUUUCCUGUGGCUUGUUAUUCUUUUACUUCAUCGUAGUUACAGAGAUGACGAGAAGUGUCGCAAAAAGUAUGGAACAUUUUGGCGAGAUUACCAACAAAAAGUCCCGCACAGAAUUGUGCCCUAUUUAUUUUAAAUUGAUGUUUAGACUAUCGCACAUACAAUAUAUACAAAUGACAUUGUUUAUGCCCUCAAUAUAUCUCAUAGACAUUGAGAUAUUUUGUAAUUUUUGCAUAUUAAGUAAUUGCUGGUAAUAAUUGGCAUAUUUAACAAAAUAGAUUUUAAAACAAAAUAUAAAUUAUUAUUAUGUAGUUGUUUUUUUUCAAUUCAACGACACAAAGAUAAAUGCAAAACAAACGUUUUAAUAAUGCUUGCUCUGCUGGAAUAUGGUUAUACCCAAUUUCUGUUUUGGACAGGAUUUCUGUGGACAUUGGAACUCGUGCCCGGAGUGGAUAUAGCUUGAAUCUGUUUACGGAUAAAGGAACGAUCACAGUUUCUUGUUGUGUCCCGCGAUUUUGACGUUUGAUUUAUUAGAUUAUUAGAGGCGCUCUUUCCCGCCAAAUAAACUACCCCGGUCAUUAGUAUUUAGGGUGAAUUACGUAAGGUUGGUUCUAGAACAGGAUGGUUGGUAAGACUCGUUUAAUGAGUCUUAUAAAAACAAAAGGGAUGGGGAACGUAAGGUGGUUACCGGUCUCGUUGACGUAGUAGUUGAUCCAUCCGCCUUGAGUCUGACAGAUGCUGAAUUCAUAUCCCGGUACCGGCCCCACCCAAGGAGAAUUUUAGGGGCUCAGUGAGGAGGUGUAACACUAACCAGUAGACAUAAACCAACUGUCAUGAACAGACAACUGAGGUUUAUGCCCAGAACAGCGUACUUGAACCUUGAUUGGAUUAUAAGCACGAAAACAAAUUGAAAUGAAAUAAUAAUGUGGCUAUUUGUGCUUAAACUACCACAGAUGUAAGCCCACUACGUCGAAUCAACGCUCGCUGACCAGUGAUCACUAAUUCUGAUCCUGGAAAGACGGCCUACAUAGUCAAAGUGUUUUACCCAGUGUAGCGUUCUUGACCCUGACAUUUGCACAUAAAGCUAAAAUGAAGUAUAAGGCGGCUGGGUAGCGUGUUCAGGUGGCGACAGGGUGUUCGGGAAUUAGGAGAGGGCGAGUCUUUGGUGGGGCGUCAGAUUAACUUAAUAAUAUAAAACAAAUAAUUAUGAUAAUAAUACGGUACGACAUUCAUGUCAGACAGUACACAUUGUGAUAAUCGAGUUGAGAUGUUUUUGUGUUGACUAGAUGCGAGGCACACACACUCGAGUAAUCUAUUUUCAUUUAAAAACAUAACGCACAAUAAAGAUUUAUUUCUUUUUUA